AGGGAGUGCUUCGAAUGCGAAAUCUACGGGAGGAAAGGACAUUCCAGACGCUAUUGUACCUGAUAUGAAGGAGAUGAACCCUAAUUUGGAGGAAAGUGAUAUUCCAGAUAAGGCUGAGACUCCGAUCCAGAAAUCAUAUGCGAGUGUUGUUGGCAAUCAAGAAGAUGACCAGAAAUUAUGCUAUAUACCAGCAACUGAGGUAAAUGGGAAUUUUGUGGCUAAACUUACGAAGGAUGAUGUUAUUGAUAUUACAACAUAUUGGGAUGCUACGCUAGUCUGUUGUAUUCUGGGAGCAAACCCUCCAUUGGAGGUGGUGAAAGGCUUUAUUAAUAGGAUCUGGAGUUCCUACUCAAUUGAAGAAGUUUCGUUGCUCAAAGAAGGUCAAUUCAUUGUCUCAUUUAAACGUGUUGAGGACAGGGAUGAAGUUAUUAAGAGGAAGUACUAUUAUUUUGACAAUAAACCUGUCCUAGUCCAGAAAUGGUAUCCAGGGGUGAAGGUUAACAUAGAUCAACGGGAUGAUAUUCCCAUUUGGAUACAACUGCCCGACCUAGAGAUGAAGUACUGGAGCUUGACUGGACUAAGUAAGAUAGGAAGCUUGGUGGGUAAACCUGUCAAACGAGAUAGAGCUACUGCAAGUAAGAGGAAGUAUGCAUAUGCUAGGAUACAGGUAGAGGUAAAAGUUCAACAGGAGUUCCCAUUGAUGGUUCAGUUUAUAGAUGAUGAAGACAGAGUGAAAAGCCAGAGUAUUGUUGGCAAGUGGUUGCAACACCAAUGGAGGGCGAAAACUAAUGAAGAAAUGCUGGAGGAAGUCAAGAUGAUCAAGGGAAGGCUGCAAAGACAAACGGUAGAAGCUGGAUUUGCAGCAGGAUGCUUGUUUAGCCUUGCUGUGGUUGCUUAAUUUGUACUCGUUUUAGUUGAUGUGGUGAAUAAAAAUUGUGUGCAUUU
Messenger RNA from Cuscuta campestris, 945 nucleotides. The record is from the annotation of a GenBank genome assembly. NCBI's taxonomy places the organism in Eukaryota, Viridiplantae, Streptophyta, Magnoliopsida, Solanales, Convolvulaceae.